UGACCGAUGGAUGCUCUUCUGCCCGUGUCUCCGGAGAAGAAGGACGACGGCUACUUUCGGAAGGGUUGCAACCCCCUUGCACAAACUGGCCGAAGCAAACUGCAGAAUCAGAGGGCUGCCUUGAACCAACAGAUCCUGAAAGCUGUGCGGAUGAGAACGGGAGCAGAAAACCUUCUGAAAGCAGCCACGAACCACAAGGUACGCGAGCAGGUGCGCCUGCAACUGAGCUUUGUGAACUCAGACCUGCAGAUGCUCAAGGAAGAGCUGGAGGGGCUCAACAUCUCAGUGGGAGUCUAUCGGAGCACAGAGGAGACGUUUACAAUCCCGCUGAUUCCACUUGGCCUGAAGGAAACCAAGGAUGUUGACUUGUCAGUCGUUCUCAAGGAUUUUAUUCUGGAACACUUCAGUGAAGAUAGCUACCUAUAUGAGGAUGAAAUAGCAGAUCUUAUGGAUCUGAGACAAGUUUGUAGGACGCCCAGCCGGGAUGGGGCUGGGGUUGAGCUGCUGAUGAGUUAUUUCCUCCAGCUGGGCUUUGUUGAGAGCGGAUUCUUCCCGCCCACCCGACAGAUGGGGAUCUUGUUUACAUGGUAUGACUCCCUGACCGGGGUUCCAGUCAGCCAGCAGAACUUGUUACUGGAGAAAGCCAGCAUUCUGUUUAACGUUGGAGCCCUCUACACACAGAUUGGGACCCGGUGUAAUCGGCAGGUGCAAGCUGGGCUGGAGUGGGCAAUGGAUACGUUUCAGAAAGCCGCAGGGGUUUUGAACUACCUGAAAGAGACAUUUACUCACACACCGAGUUAUGACAUGAGUCCCGCCAUGCUCAGUGUGCUGGUCAAAAUGAUGCUUGCACAAGCCCAAGAAACCAUGUUUGAGAAAAUCUGCCUUCCUGGGAUCCAGAAUGAGUUCUUCAUGCUGGUGAAGGAGGCUCAGGAGGCUGCCAAGGUGGGAGAGGUCUAUCAGCAGCUGCACACGGCCAUGAGCCAGGCGCCAGUGAAGGAGAACAUCCCCUACUCCUGGGCCAGCGUGGCCUGUGUGAAGGCCCACCACUAUGGAGCCCUGGCCCACUACUUUGUAGCCACUCUCCUCAUCGACCACCAAUUGAAGCCGGGUACAGAUGAAGACCACCAGGAGAAGUGCCUGUCCCAGCUCUAUGACCACAUGCCAGAGGGGCUGACGCCCUUGGCCACGCUGAACAACACGAACCAGUGCCGACAGCUGGUCAAGUCCCAUCUGCGCAAAGCCAUUGCCCAUCACGAGGAGUCUGUGAGGGGAGUGAGCCUAUGCAAGAAGCUCCGCAACAUCGAGCUGCUGCAGGAGGUGCUGUCCGUGGCACACCAGCGAUCCCAGCUCAAAUACACGCAGCACCAGGAGGACGAUGACCUGCUGAACUUGAUCGAUGCUACUGACAUUAUUUCUAAAACUGAGCAAGAGGUUGAAAUUAUAGUGCCACAGUUCUCCAAGGUGACAGCAACAGACUUCUUCCAGAAAUUGGGUCCUUUGUCGGUGUUUUCGGCCAACAAGAGAUGGACACCUCCUCGAAGCAUUCACUUUACUGCGGAAGAAGGGGACUUAGGGUUCACCUUGAGAGGAAACUCUCCAGUUCAGGUCCACUUCCUGGAUCCUUACUGCGCUGCUGUGCUGGCAGGAGCCAAGGAAGGGGAUUAUAUUGUUUCCAUUCAAAAUGUGGAUCGUAAAUGGCUGACAGUAAGCGAGGUUAUGAAACUGCUGAAGAGCUUCGGCGAGGACGACAUUGAGAUGAAGGUUGUGAGCCACCUGGACUCCACCUCAUCCAUGCAUAAUAAAUGUGCCACAUACUCUGUGGGAAUGCAGAAAACUUACUCCAUGAUCUGCUUAGCCAUAGACGAUGAUGAUGAUAAGACUGGUAAAACGAAGACGAUCUCGAAAAAGCUUUUUUUCUUGAGUUGGGGCACCAACAAGAACAGACAGAAGUCCGCCAGCACCUUGUGCCUCCCUUCGGUUGGGGUUGUCAGGCCUCAAGUCAAGAAGAAGCUCCCGUCUCCUUUCGGCCUUCUUAACUCCGACAGUUCUAUGUACUAAUGUGAGGAAACAACGCUCAGGCCCAAAACAUUUCCAGUGCUGGCUAGGCCUUCAUAUUUGUGCCAUAACGGGAAAUUUCUAAAUAUCCUCAUCCUGUUUUCUCACAGUGUAACCUUACAAUGGAUGUCUAUGAGUGAAAGUAACAAGAAACUUCUAGAAAUGUGUGGAAAACAAAUUUAUUCAAGGAAUGUCACCAUAGUGCUGCAUGUUAUUUAUUAUACAAAGUAUUGUAAAUAGAAUAGUAAUGAAAAUAUGACUAUUUUUAAUGGCUACAACUAUGACUUUUAGUUACCAUCAAAGUUAAAUUGGGGUUACCUAUAUUGGUCUUAUUUGUAAGUUUCCAGGCUUGGGUAAUAGAUCAUUCCUUAACUCAGAAUCUAGAUGAGCCCAAAUUAAGGCAAUCAAGGGACCAUAACGAUGGGUUUAAAUUAGUAUUACUAAAAAGGUUACAAAGAGGUGCUUUCUAAGGGUACUUCAUUAACCAAAAAUGACAAGAUUUUACUACUAUUUCUAUAUAAUAUGAAUGCAAUUUCCAGAUAAAGCCUGGUAUCCAAUUUGUCAUGACUUUUUAGAUAAGCAGUUUUGGAGUAGCCUUCCUUCUAGUUACAUGUCAUUCACAAGUGGCUAACACAGCGGCAGUGUUAAAUGGAGAUGCUGUCUACAAGGUAGAUAAUAUACUGUUUGAUACUCAAAACAUUUUUCAUUUUGUUUAAAGUAGAAAGUACGUA
Myotis daubentonii (Daubenton's bat) is the source of this 2786-nucleotide messenger RNA. RefSeq names its product rhophilin-2-like. The transcript has a single exon. The record is from RefSeq and is a predicted model, not a curated record. Lineage: Eukaryota; Metazoa; Chordata; Mammalia; Chiroptera; Vespertilionidae. The coding region runs from base 7 to 2058 and encodes 683 amino acids.